AGAUAAAUAUAAAAAAAUUUCCAUUGUUUUCUUAAUUUAUAACUUGUGUAUUUCAAGGUUAGGUCGUAUAGUUUUACAAAUAAUUUUCAAAGAAUAUAGUGAAAAAUGCAUCGAGUUUUCGUUUAUGGUACCCUUAAAAAAUGUGAACCCAAUCAUCAUUGGCUAACCGAUACGAAAAAUGGUGUUUCAAAAUUUAUUGGAGAUGGUGAAACAUUAGAAAAAUACCCUUUAGUAAUCGCUACUAAAUACAAUAUUCCAUUUUUAUUGUACAAACCUGGUACUGGAAACAACGUAAAAGGUGAAAUUUAUGAAGUUGACGAGAAAAUGUUAAAAAAUUUGGAUAUAUUGGAGGAUCAUCCAAAUUUUUAUGAACGUGAUCAAUAUUUAUUGAAGAAUUUACAAACAAAUGAAACUAAUCAAUGUUGGGUAUACUUUCUAAAAAAAUUUCAACCAUACUUGUUAGAAAAAGAAUUUUAUACUUCGUACAGUAACAAUGGUAGCCAUGGUUUAAAAUAUAGUGAAAGUAACAAUGAAUCAACAUUGGAUGACUUAUAAAAUUAAGACGAAAAUACAGCAAGAUAUUUUUUUAUUGGCGACAACUAUUUUUAUAACAGAUUUCAUUUUUUUUUUUUUUUUUUUUAAUAUAAUAUUGAAGACAUCUUUUUAACAAAUUAAUUAUUGAAUAUUGGAUUUAAAAAAAAUUAGUUUUUUUAACGGAAUUGUCAGUUAAGAUUCAGACACAUUGAAACAUAAUAAAUUAUAUUUUCAUUAAAGUGUAUUUUCCUUUUUUUAAAUGUUUUCUUUUUUAUAUAUAAAUUUUU
Molecule: messenger RNA, 821 nt
Organism: Chrysoperla carnea
Lineage: Eukaryota; Metazoa; Arthropoda; Insecta; Neuroptera; Chrysopidae
Product: putative gamma-glutamylcyclotransferase CG2811
Exons: 3
Coding region: 106-555 (149 amino acids)
Molecular function (GO): gamma-glutamylaminecyclotransferase activity
Source: RefSeq, a predicted model, not a curated record